Messenger RNA from Tribolium castaneum (red flour beetle), 1620 nucleotides. RefSeq names its product esterase-like (gene Est3). Gene Ontology annotation, molecular function: serine hydrolase activity. Bases 1 to 1620 code for a protein of 539 amino acids. The transcript has 5 exons. Lineage: Eukaryota; Metazoa; Arthropoda; Insecta; Coleoptera; Tenebrionidae. The record is from RefSeq and is marked validated.
AUGCGCCUGGUACUACUUGCGAUAUUCCUGACUGCUUGUCAGGCGGAACUAAUCGUCGAAUUGCCCAAUUUGGGUAAAGUUGAAGGUCGGCUAACCACCAUGAAUGGGCUAAAAGUCCACCGGUUUGCGGGAAUACCAUAUGCCCAACCACCGGUUGGAGAAAACCGAUUUGAGGCACCCAAACCGGUGGAACCAUGGGAUGGUGUUUGGAAACCUGAUACCACUUACAGAUGUAUGCAGUUUACCAGACUCCCACAUAUGGACGAAGACCAUGUGAUUGGUGAGGAGGAUUGUCUUUAUUUGACCGUUUACACGGCCCACUUGAAUGCUAGUUUUGAUGUGGUUGUGUACAUUCAUGGUGGUGAUUUCGCGACUGGUUAUGCCAGUGUUUACGAACCUGACUAUUUUAUAGACAAAAAUAUAGUUUUCGUAAACUUGAAUUAUAGAUUAGGGCCGUUAGGUUUUUUGAGUACUGAGGAUGACGUAGUACCUGGCAAUAAUGGGCUCAAAGACCAAAUCCUGGCCUUAAAAUUCAUCAAAAAAUAUAUCCAACAUUUCGGUGGUACUCCUGACUCGAUCACACUUUUCGGAGAUGGUACCAGUGUUAACUUCCAUUACUUAUCGCCACAAUCCCGUGGCUUGUUCCACCGUGGUUGGUCCAUGAGUGGUACCAUGUUAGUACCAUGGGCCCUAAUGGAGCAACCUUUGGCCCAAACGAAAAAACUCGCCACUAUCGUGGGUUGUGGUACCGAUGAGACAAUGAUCAAGUGUUUGAAAAGUAGACCAGCCAGGCAAAUUGCCUUGACAGUACCACGGUACCAAGCUUGGUGGUACCUGUCAUUUGCCCAAUUCGGGCCCGUGAUUGACUCCUGGGCCACUCAACCGGUACUACCAACCCAUCCCUACCAAAUCAUCAAAAAUCAACAAGUCUAUGACGUCCCUUGGAUCGCCUCUUUUACAAAAUCGGAAGGGUUGUACCAUUUAGACGAAGUCUACAAUAAUCAACUUUUGACAAAGCUUGACGACAACUGGAAUAAGUACAUUCCAGCUAUUUUGUACUAUAAUUACACCGUGGAUCGGGAUUUGCAAGAUGAGGUGAGUCAGAAGAUUAGGAAGUACUACCUUGGAGAGAAGAAAUUGUCAAAGAAGACGUUUCGGGAGUUGGUGGCGAUGUUUUCAGACCGGAUUUUUAUCAACGAUAUCGUCAAAACCGCCAAACUGAUGGCAAAGUCAAUGAAAUCCCCUACCUAUGCCUUGAAAUUUGAAUACAGGAGUAUGAAUAGUUGGUUCGAGCAUGAAACAGAGAGUGGGAGGAAUUUUGGAGCAGCUCAUGCUGAUGACGUCCCUUAUAUUUUCAACAUGGGACUUUUUGAUACAAGCAGAAACCACCGAGACAGAGCUAUGAUUAAAAUUUUUGUCGAUUUGUUAACAUCGUUUAGUGACUCGAGCAUUCCAAAAGUAAAAAAAAUAGAGUGGCCACAAGUACCAAAAAAUGCCACAGACGACUUGACCUAUCUAAGAAUUGGAGCCCCGUCUGACGUAACUGUGGAAACGUCAAUUCGAAGCACUGCCUCUUUUUGGGAUUCGCUACCAAUUAAAGAAAAUGAAAAAUUACCCUAA